Messenger RNA from Scomber scombrus (Atlantic mackerel), 325 nucleotides. Its product is annotated as uridine-cytidine kinase-like 1. The transcript is spliced from 2 exons. The annotation marks the transcript as partial. The record is from RefSeq and is a predicted model, not a curated record. NCBI's taxonomy places the organism in Eukaryota, Metazoa, Chordata, Actinopteri, Scombriformes, Scombridae.
UGUUUGGUUUCCGCGCUGAGCCAACAUGGAGAAACAGGCAGCGACCCUAAAGCAGCGGAGCCGCAGCGCGAGGAAGGCAUGGAGGAGCCGGACAGGUCCAUGUCCCGGUCCGACAGCGGCAGUGGAGACGAUUCCCUCGACGGUCUCCCGAAACACGUCCCGCGCUGCCCUUUGACCCCGUCCUUAUCGCCGCGGAAACGGACCACGAGCCAAUCGAAGACGGAGCCGCCGCUGCUGAGGACGGACAAAAGGACGAUCUACACCGCCGGCAGACCGCCGUGGUACAACGUCACCGGGACAACGUUCAAAGAGGCCUUCGUCAUCG